Molecule: messenger RNA, 1932 nt
Organism: Macadamia integrifolia
Lineage: Eukaryota; Viridiplantae; Streptophyta; Magnoliopsida; Proteales; Proteaceae
Product: NAC domain-containing protein 73-like
Exons: 6
Coding region: 143-1339 (398 amino acids)
Biological process (GO): regulation of DNA-templated transcription
Cellular component (GO): nucleus
Molecular function (GO): DNA-binding transcription factor activity; transcription cis-regulatory region binding
Source: RefSeq, a predicted model, not a curated record
UUUCUUCACUCGUUUACUUCAACCAGUGGAGAAGGGGAAAGUUCAUAUCAAACUCCUCUUUCCCUUCUAACUUUUCAGUCUCUGCUCUCCGCUUCUGUCGCCCAACUCGUUCUCUUUCACUCUCCCUCCUCCUCUGUAUGAUAUGCCGAAGACAUGGCUUAUUGACAGUAGAACAAUCGCGAGGAAAGUUAAAAAUGCCACCCAAUUCUCUGCAUCUCAAACCAAAGAAAAUGGGGCAUAUCGGGAAUGCCCUAAUUGCCAUCAUCGCAUCGAUAACAGUGAUGUUUCACUUGAAUGGCCAGGCCUGCCUGCUGGUGUAAAGUUUGAUCCAUCCGAUGUAGAGCUUUUAGAACAUUUAGCAGGGAAGGUUGGACUUGGGAAUUCAGUACCACAUUUUUUUAUUGAUGAGUUUAUUUCGACACUUGAGGGGGAUGAGGGAAUUUACUAUAAGCAUCCCAAAAAUCUUCAUGGUGCGAAGAAAGAUGGAAGCCUUGUCCAUUUCUUCCACAGAACAGCUAAUGCAUAUGCAUCUGGCCACCGCAAACGCCGCAAAAUCCAAAAUCAAAAUUGUUUGACAGAAGAGGAUGUCCGCUGGCAUAAGACUGGUAAAACAAAGCCUGUAAUAGAAAAUGGAGUUUGUAAGGGAUGGAAGAAGAUAAUGGUUCUCUAUGAAUGUUCCAAAAAGGGAACCAAGCCUAAAAAGCUCGACUGGAAGAUGCAUCAGUACCAUUUAGGAAUGGAAGAAGAUGAAAAGGAAGGUGAAUAUGUAGUUUCCAAAAUUUUCUAUGAACAGCAGCAGAAGCAAAAUGAUAACAGUGAUGUCAAUCUGGCCAGUGAACAACCUGAUAGAGUGACAGGGGAUGCCAGUCCAAAGACCCCCAGGACAAAUACUCCUAAUCUGCAUCAACGAGGGAAGCGUCCUUUAUCUGAUGAAGACAAUGAAGACAAUGUAGAUAAUGAAUCUGGGUUCAUCCAAGAGAUACCUCGAUCCCCUCUGCCUGCUAUUCGUCUUGAUGAUGACAAGGUGGACAUUUCAUGGAUGGCAGGCGAAUCUCAGGCUGUCGAGAACCCUGAUCCAAAUGGCAUGAAUGACUCACUGUUGUGCAAUGAAAUUCUUGAUUUUUAUGCUCCUAUUGAUAAUCCAGGAGUAAGAAAUGACCCUUAUUUCCUGGACUUCAAUGGUAGAAGGAUGGAUGCAGCUGAAGGAGAUGCCAGCACCGACAACGGAAUACCUGACCUUGAUGGCAUAGAUCUGGGCACACCAGAUUUUGAGCUUGCGGACUUGCAGUUUGGCUCUGAGGAAAGUAGUAUGAGCUGGUUAGACCGGCUUUGGGGAUGAACUGAGGCUGCAUGUCCUAAGUAUGACUAUGGUAGCCCAAUUUUGUUUCAGACACUAGGUUGAUGGAUUUUCACCUCUACAGAAUAAUACAAUCUUGACCAUACUGAGCGGGUCUAACAUGUUUUGGUGGACCUAGUGACAGUUUUCACUAGGCCUUCAUUAUCCACAAGGCUUUUUAAGGCAGAUGGUACCAUUGAAGUUCUCUUCUCCAUGUAAUGGUUGAAGCUUUUCAAACAGCAGAUCUGUUUUUUCGAUGUUAGAUGGAAGAUUACAGUGUGGCCCAAGCCAUAUGCAGGUGUGGAAAAUGAUUCAAGCCUUUCAUAAGUACCAGCUUUACUUUUCUUCCUCUGUGAUUCUGAAUAACCGUUGUUUCCCUAGUCCGAAAUUCAGUGAGGUUGCAAUACAACUGUGCAGACAAGGAUGAUUGCUGCCUCUAGUGGUGUCAUGAUGUUUUUAGCUAUUUGCUGAGUAGCAACUGAACAAUGUAAUAGGUGCUAGACAUUUUAAUUAUGUGGUUUCAUUAAGAACAUAUUGUCUUUAUUUGGAUAUUUUGAUACAUGGUUUUAUUUAAAAUAUAUUGCCUUCAUUGGAUA